AGCAGAUAAGAUGUCAGAGAAGACGGUGGAACAACUCUUCACUCAGAUCCGUAAACUUGGUCAGGAUGGUCUUCACCACAAAGCUCUUUCUCUUGUUAUGGAGGUUCUUAAGAAGAAUCCCAAGGAUAUGGAUGCCUUGAAAUGUAAAGUUGUGUGUUUGCUAAAGCUAGAUAAGUGUAAGGAAGCUUAUCACACCAUGACUACUGACAAGGAGCUGAGUAAGAUUCCCAUGUGGCAUGAGCGAGCCUACUGUUUAUACCGGCAGAACAAACUGGAGGAAGCUAUCUCCGAGUUAAACAACGCAGAGCCCUCCCCUAAAGUAGACGAACUGCUGGCUCAGAUCUACUACAAACUAGAGAACUACGAGGAAGCUGCCAGCAUUUACAAGGCUUUGGUAAAGAACACAGUAGACUCUUACACCAACGAGCGUGAGACCAACCUCGCGGCAGCUCUGGCCUCUUCUUCUGCCUUCAAAUCCAAACCCUUGAAGUGGGUUGGUGUCAGAGAAAGCACUUACGAACUCUGCUACAACGCUGCUUGCCACAGCGUCUCGACCGGGGAUAUUGAUGCUGCUCAGCAGAAACUGGAGAAAGCGAGCGAGCUGUGUAAGAAAGAGUUCGAGGACGACGAGGCAGAAACUAAAGCUGAGUUAGCUCCAAUAAAUGUGAUGCAGGGACUCUGUUUACAGAAGUCAGGUUACUCUAAAGAGGCACUGGAACUGUACAACACGGUACUGAAGGAGAAAUCAGGAGAUAGCCAGACUUUGGCUGCGGCAGCCAACAACAUUAUAUGUCUCAACAAGGACCAGAACAUGUUUGACAGCAAAAAGAAGCUGAAAAUAGCAACAACCGACACCGUCAGAGCAAAACUGGCUGCCUCUCAGAUUAACAGUAUCGACUUCAACUCGUGUCUUCUGAGCUUCUACACGAACCAACUUGAUCAGUUCAAGAAGAAAAGCCUUCAGCUGCAGAAAGCAGGCAGUCCUCUGGCACCGCUUCUCCUCGCUACCUCGCUAGUUCGGGACAAGAAGUUUGAAGAGGCUCUCCAGGCUCUGCAUGAAGGUGAAUCUACCGACGAGGUGGUUCAGCUGUCUAUUGCUGAGCUUCUGAAGAAGACAGGACUAUAUUGUGAAUCUGCUGCUUCUCUGAAGAAAGUUGUGUCGAUAUCUGGGAGACCUGGUUUUUAUUCUCUGGUUGCUUCUCUUAUUCUGAUAGGCGGAGGUCCUACUGCUGCCGCUGAUUAUCUCGAGGAAGCGUUAGAAGAACUUACCAACUCAGAUUACACUAACGAGGAGAUUACAGGUUGGGCUCUGCAGUGUGCUAAAUUCAUGCUGGCUACUAACAUGCCGGAGAAGGCUGCAAUGAACCUAGAGAAGUUGCUGGCUCGAGACCCCACUAACAUCAAGGCACUGGCUCUCUUGAUUCGCUCUUACUCUCUGUUUGACGCCCCACGAGCUCACGAAGUGGCACUCCGUUUGCCAGACAUUGACAUUCCCUCUGAUAUAGAUCUGGAACAACUGGAGAUAGGAGUGGGUGUUACCUCUGGGAGGGGGCUGAGGAAAGUUAUCCAGCCUGAGGAGGAGAAGAUUAACGAGGCAAACCGCAGAUUCGAAACCAAAGAGAAGAAACGGAAGAAGAAGAAAGGGAAGCUGCCGAAGGAGUUGGUGGAAGCAGGUCCUGAUCCUGAGAGAUGGAUUCCAAGACAAGAGAGAAGCUAUUACCGACGCAAGAAGAGGAACAGGAACGAGGCUAUCGGUAAGGGUUCUCAGGGUCUGUCAUCUUUAAACAAAGCAGCUGAGGCCGCUCUUGACAUGUCAGAUAAACCUAAGAAGAUAAUUGAGGAGGAGAGUAAGCCCACGCCUACCCCACCACCCCAACCCAAACAGCAGUCUUCUAAACCUAAAUCUAAAUCCAAGAAGAAGGGCAAGGGUAAGUGGUAAACGAGGCAAGUGUCCUAGACCUCAUAUUUCCAUUGUGUGACAACUUAGUUUCCUUUGACUUGACGAUUCUUAAGAAUUGGAUUUGUGGUGUUUUGUUUUGAUUAGUUUUGUUUAAAGUAAUUGAUUAAUCAUGAUUGGUUUAAGUUUUAGAUUUAAAGGGGGUUUGUAAAGAAUAACAUGACAUGUAUCAUUUAGUUUAACUUAAAAUUGGUGUUUUAAAAUGUAACCAGUUGAUUUAUUGCUUACCACUGACAAGAAGUACAGAACGACCAAGAAUAAACCCCUCCUGGUAGUGACCGGCAGUUUGAGGGCAAACCAUAUACAAAUAGUUGCAUCACAGAUGUUUGCUAUCACCCUGGCGGUCACGUACUAUUAUUAUUACCAUAUAUCUCACUACUUAUACUAUACAAUGGUCUUUCUAAUUAUUCACUCGCUCUGAAAUUGUUUUAAAUUUCUGUGCUAAUAUAAUUUGUCUACAGAAAUGUGCAACAAUUAAUCCUAACACUGACACUAUUCUAGCACUAAGAAAGUGACUCCAAGUCGUCAGAGGUAGAGAUGAGUGUACUAGUAGAGGUGGAAUAUUGCGGCAGGUGAGGGUACGCCCCAAAGUGGAAAAUGCUAGCUAAAAUGAUCAAAGAAGAGGUGUCCUCCGCUGACGUUCCUGGAGCUGUUGGCAGAAACACCUCAUUUGAGAUCAAGAUAAACGGCACUCUGGUCUACAGCAAGCUCUCCAAGGGCAGUUUUCCUAACUUCGACGACGUUGUGGCCGCUGUCAGGGAAGUAGCUGAAGGUGCUUCCCCAGACAAGUGUCAGAUUGAUUCUCAAUAAAGUGCAACUGAGACUCCGUGUUCUAUAUGACUUGUAGCGUGAUGCUGUGAUGAUGUGAGCGCGGUUCAGCGAGCACUGCAUCGCGAGUAGGAUUUGUCGGGAGGCGGCACACUGUUUUGGAGAGUGCGGUUGAUAUGACUUUGGUUGCUAAAACCGCAAGGGAGGCGGCUAGACGAUACGAACUGUACUUUUCGGGAAGUUUGUUGGCUUUCUGAUGGUCCUUUGCAAGAGAUGUUAUUUUAUUUUCAUCAAAUUUAUCUGAAUUUUUGAUAGAUUUGUAACCUCUAAUAUUUGUUGCAUUUUAUUAAAUGUAAAACAGUAAAACCCCGGAUUUCCGUGACCCGAUUUACACUUCCCCAAUUAAAUUUAUUUAUUAUUAAUGUAAAUCAGGGACCGGGGUAUUACUGUAAGUUAACUUCCAUUGUUAGGAAUAUUUAUGGGAAAUAAAUCUACAAUUCUUUUAUAGGAUUUCAGUUAAUGAUUUAUUUUUUAGUAUUUUAUAUAUAUAUUUGGAUCAUAUAGAUGAAUGAAACUUAUGUGUCUCAUUACUCAUCAUGCCUUAAA
Messenger RNA from Bolinopsis microptera, 3331 nucleotides. RefSeq names its product signal recognition particle subunit SRP72-like. The transcript has a single exon. Gene Ontology annotation, cellular component: signal recognition particle, endoplasmic reticulum targeting. The coding region runs from base 11 to 1939 and encodes 642 amino acids. NCBI's taxonomy places the organism in Eukaryota, Metazoa, Ctenophora, Tentaculata, Lobata, Bolinopsidae. Gene Ontology annotation, biological process: SRP-dependent cotranslational protein targeting to membrane. Gene Ontology annotation, molecular function: 7S RNA binding; protein binding; ribosome binding. The record is from RefSeq and is a predicted model, not a curated record.